AUUUAUUUAUCCUCUGAUCCCAAAGUUCAUUUUUUCAUCCCUUGCCGUAUUUGAGUCUACAGGAGGUAGAAGUGAGUGUGCGUGUGAGCUGGUGUGAGAGAGAGAUACUCUGAGACAGAAAAUAAUAAAAAAUACAGGGAUUUCCAAUUAUAGUUUAACCCUGGACCCAAUUUCCACAAAUGUGUUGGAGAAGAAGACUAUAAUAUAAAUUAUAGUAUAUGAGAAUUCCUGCAUUUAUCUCUGUAUUGAAGAUGUGGUAUUUACUGCUUCUCAGCCAAGUAGUCGGUGAGUAGGAAGAUUCUCUAUAAUUUGCGAUGCAUAUUUUUGUCUGUACAACCGGAAGCAUACUUGCCAACAUUUUAAACACUUACAUUUAAGGAAUGUUAGAGGGGGUGUGGCCAGGGGCGGGGGUAUUCUGAGAAAUUUUAGGUGACUUACUAAUAAUUUAUGCAACUAGAAUGUAAUUUAGAAGAAGGACAACGUAUCUUAUUUACACAGACUGAUUUCGAAACACGUAUUGUAGUUUAAAGACACAUUACUGGGAGUAUUAUUGCUGUGGAGCUCUGUGAUACACUCAGACACAUUACUGGGAGUAUUAUUGCUGUGGAGCUCUGUGAUACAGUACGUUAGAUGUGUACACAUUGUACACUUUGAAAUAGUCCGUUAAUCAAAAAAUAUUAAAUAUAAAAUAAAGAAAAAAAAUAAUUUAAAUGAAAUAGAAAAUAAAACAGCCUCUUUCAAUUUAAGUGAAACACCGUUAUGCGAUGGGUGACAGAGUGAUAUGUUUACACGCCAAGCUGACAUACGUACAUUGCCAGCCACACAGUCAUAUAGAGAGCUCUGCCAAUAGUCUGCCAUGCUGCAUCGGUAGGUGUGCAUUCUUACGCACUCUUAUGAUGGGCUCAAGUUGCGCUUCUACGUUUAACAAAAUUUAGGAAUAAUUAGUCUGAAUGUUGUGUUAAAAUACCAGCGUUUAUUUGUCAGUCAUUUUAUUUCUAUAUUCUUUCACCGACUGACAUUAAGUCGCCUUUGCCUUCUGACACUGCUACCCCUCGUUUCAGUAUGUCAUGGCGGCAUUAAAUUUCCCCAACCAUGACUUCAUUUCUCCAUACUUCACCUUUAAUGCUAUCACCCUAUCCUUUUCACUUUAAAGUCCAUGCUGUAUGAACGUUUAAGGUGAAAGGAAAAAGUGUGUAGAAAUACAUUUUAAUAAACAUAAUUCUAUGUGUGACUCCCACAGUUCUUCUGUUUUGGCAUUCCUUUUCUGAUCCUUUCUGAUUUCGACAUCAAUGAUGGUAACUCUACCUGGUCAAGCAGUAAACUAACUCUCUGACUCACAAAUCAUGUAAUGCACAAGGACCUCGUCUUCUGUAAUCUGGGCUCAGUCUCUGCUGUAUUCGGGACAUUUUCCCCACUCUAUUAUUACCAUCUGCUGGCUUCCCAUAGUACAAUUUGUGAGGAAGGCUGAACUUGAUGGACGCAAGUCUCCUUUCAGCUAUGUAACUAUGUAACUAUGUAAUAUUCUUCUUUUAAUUAAUAUUAAAUAGAUACUCUAAGCACAAAAACAACUUUUGCUUAAUGACGCGGUAUUGGUUUACAAACCAUGUCCCUGCAGUCUCACUGCUCAAUUAUCUGCCAUUUUGGAGUGAAAUCAGUUUGUUUAUGCACCCUUCCCUGGCUUUUCAAGAGUCUCCCUUUAAUAUAACAGUGAUUUUAUCUCAGCCUAAGAGAAACCUUUGCUGUAUUGCAGUGCAAUAAUUCUCUAUGAGUCGCAAACUCCCCAUUCUGCCAUCCCUAUCUACACAAGUAAAUUAAAAAUAUCCAUUAAUAACUCCUUCUUUCAAAUGCAAAGAGAACGUAGGGCCAGUUACUCACGCUAUCAGCACUCCAAAUCUUGCCACAAAGUAACCUCCAAGUGUUUUGCUAAAUACACAUCGGAAACCUCACAGUAAAUCCUGCCUUAUAACUCCAGCACUCCUGUAGUUCAGACCUCUUCUGUGCCAAGCAAAACAAUUAACUUUCAGUAUUGAUUAAUCAGCAAUCCAUCUUGCCAAACGCUGGCCAGCCUGUCCCAGGCUUUUGUCAGUCUUCCUCAUGGUGAUUCUACCGGGAAAGGCUUGGCAUGGUAUCAUAUUGUGUUUUAUCAACCUAAUUGAGGCCUCAAUUUAAUAUUGCUGGCUAAGCUUUCAAAAUGUUUUAACAUGUUUGUUUAGAUUUUUAAAAAAAUUUAAUAUUAUGAAAAUUUUUAACAUUUGCUAAUAUUUAGAUUUUUUUUAUCUAUAGAUACAUAUUUCUUUAUAUAUGAUAGAUUACAUUUUUUUUUAAUAUGUUAAAAAAAACUAAUGUGAAAAAUGUAUCCAAAAAUAUGAAAUAAUGCAACAAGGUUAAACUGAGGCCUAACCGUGUAAGAAAAAAACAUGUGACUGCAUGAUUGCUAAAUAAUUAAACAUGGGGUACCUGUUCAACUCUAGUUAUAACAGUUUAACAAUGUAGCUGUACGGCUAUGUUAAGUAAUGAAAAUUGGAAUUCUUUCAAUUACAUGAAAUAUCGAGGAAGUGGGAUUGUGGAAGGGUGGUUGUGGCUGUGCGAGUGUGGUGGUGGCUGUGGGAGGGUGGUGAUGAUUGUGGAAGGGUGGUGGUGGCGGCUGUGGGAGGGUGAUGAUGGUUGUUGAAGGGUGGUGGUGGCUGUGGGAGGGUGGUGAUGGUUGUGGAAGGGUGCUGGUGGCUGUGGGAGGGUGGUGAUGGUUGUGGAAGGGUGGUGGUGGCUGUGGGAUGGUGGUGGUGGCUGUAGGAGGGUGGUGAUGGUUGUGGAAGGGUGGUUUUGGCGGCUGUGGGAGGGUGGUGAUGGUUGUGGAAGGGUGGUGAUGGCUGUGGAAGGGUGGUGAUGGCUGUGGGAGGGUGGUGAUGGUUGUGGAAGGGUGGUGGUGGCUGUAGGAGGGUGGUGGUGGCUGCAUGGUGUCAUGAGAGGGUAGUAUUAGUAUUUGCCUUUUCAGAUUGUGCACGGUUGGAUUACCAUGAACGUUUAUUUCUUCUCUGUCCCAUCUUGCUUUCUUCUUCCAGUUGGUAUCUCCAUUCCGACUCCUCAAUGUGAUCUCAGCCAAGUGAACAUUUCUGGGGGAAGCUAUGUCGUGAUAACUGAAGAAAACAGUAUCAAAUACACGUGUCCUAAAGGAAUGUACCCUGACCCAAUGCCUAUCCGCAAGUGUCAAUUUGAUGGGCACUGGACUAAAGAAAACAUACCAGCCGUUUGCAAAGGUAACUUCUCCCCUUUGUGUCACUGCAUGUCUGUAGGGCUGUAAUUUCACUGGAGAAUGUGCACCCCCCCCCCUUGUCUGUCACUGUAACCCUGAAACUUGGAGAGAGACACAUAAAGGGUGGGUUGGAGAGGAGCACACAUAAGGACACACUGUGGCCUUCGUCAGCUUGCUCAGUAGUUUUGUUCAUAUCAAGUAAUGAGUAAAACCGCUCUGGGAUAUGCUCAGUGGCACGGUAGCUAAUAUUGGCUGAUAUGAUUUAGCCACUUCCUGCUUUGGUUAGCACUUACUAAAACAAGUGUGUUUUUAUUUAUUAUUUGCAAGGUUUUUAAUCAUUACAAAAUUACAACAUAUAAUGACAAAAAUAUAAAAAAUAUUUUGUAUAUUUUCCUUUAUAUAUUCAAUACUUAUAAUUAUUAAUGGGUGAGAGGGGACAUGACUCCUAAGCUUUGCGAAGGACACCUAAAAGCCUAAAACUGAACUUGCUGUAAUGUCACUGUGGAUCAAUAUCACUGCUCUGUCACUGUAUAUCUAUAACACUAAUCUCACUACAGGGGUUUUCUGCUUAAACUUUGAAAAUCCUUUUCUUACCUGAGUCCACGUCUCCUGUUAAUCCUUCAUGCCUCAUGUCUAGCUGUUCGCUGUCCCCGUCCAAAAAUAUUAGAGAAUGGAGACUAUUUCCCUUCUAAAUCUGAAUACUACGUGGGAGAUGUCAUGAAUUUUGAGUGCUACGGCGGGUUUGAAUUGAGAGGCCCAGAGAAUCGUACAUGUCAACAAAAUGGAAAAUGGAGUGGAAGGACAACAGUAUGUGAGGAUUAUGGUAAGACCAAAAGAAAUACAAACAAACGGUUUAUAUGUAUACCAUCUGAUCCCAUUAUAUAUAUUUUGGUGCCGUACAAAUAAAACACUACUAAUUGGUUGCAUUGAUUUUAGUAGAUAUAAACCUUAAAUAGAGACCUUACAAGGACUCUAAGAGGUAAACUUAAAGCUAAAGAAAAUAUGGGUUCGGUGGUAUCAAUGAAGAAAACACAAGAUUAGGUUAUAUAAAUAAACGUAACUUCAAACUAUAUGGUAACCAUAACGUUACAUGGAGCUAGAUGGUAACCAGAAAGACAAAACAAGGGAAGGUGAAAACCAUGAAAACAAAGCUUAUGCUAGGCAGAGACCAUAAAUACAAAGUAGUCAAACAUAAAGAUAACGUGUGGCUGAGUUUUUAAACAAUUAAUACAAACUGGGAAACCAUAAAGACAAAUAAGGCUAGGUGGGUAAAGAUAAAGAUAUCACUGGGGUAGGUAGGGACCAUAAAGAUAGCAUAGGGCUAGGUGGGUAGAGAUAGAAUUAGCAUGGUAAAGGUGAAAAUGGCAAAGAUAAAGGUAACGUGGGGGUAGCUGGAGACCUUAACAAUAACAGGGAGCUUGGUGGUAGAGAUAAUGGUAACAUGAGGCUAGGUGGGUAGAGAUAAAAGCAACAUGAGGGGUAGGCAAAGACAAUUAAUGAAUCUGGGUUUUUUUUUUGGGUAGAGAUAAAGUUUACAUGGGGGCUAGGUGGGUAGAGAUAAAGUAACAUGAGGCUAGGUGGGUAGCAAUAAAGUAACAUGGGGCUAGGUGGGUAGAGAUAAAGUAACAUGGGGCUAGGUGGGUAGUGAUAAAUGUAACAUGGGGCUAGGUGGGUAGAGAUAAAGUUACAUGGAGCUAUGUGGGUAGAGAUAAAGGUAACAUGGGGCUAUGGGAGUAGAGAUAAAGGUAACAUGGGGCUAUGGGAGUAGAGAUAAAGUAACAUGGUGGCUCGGUGGGUAGAGAUAAAGUUACAUGGAGCUAGGUGGGUAGAGAUAAAGGAAACAUGGGGCUAUGGGAGUAGAGAUAAAGUAACAUGGUGGCUAGGUGGGUAGAGAUAAAUGUAACAUGGGGCUAUGUGGGUAGAGAUAAAGGUAACAUGGGGCUAUUGGAGUAGAGAUAAAGGUAACAUGGGGCUAUGGGAGUAGAGAUAAAGUAACAUGGUGGCUAGGUGGGUAGAGAUAAAGUUACAUGGAGCUAGGUGGAUAGAGAUAAAGGAAACAUGGGGCUAUGGGAGUAGAGAUAAAGUAACAUGGUGGCUAGGUGGGUAGAGAUAAAUGUAACAUGGCGAAUAGGUUGUAACAUGAAGCUAGAUGGUAACUAACCAUGAAGAUGCAUCUCACCCUUUUAAUUUCCUUUCUCUCUCCUUCUCUACACAGGAGGCUUCUGUCCUAACCCUGGGAUCCCAAUAGGCACCACCAAAACUGGAAUUUCAUAUAAUGUAUUUAAUAAAGUAACUUACGAAUGCGAGAAAGGACUUAAAAUGUUCGGAUCAAGUGAAAGAAUAUGCAUGGAGGACAAGUAUUGGUCUGGUGCUGAACCUUCGUGCAGGGGUAGGAUAAAUACAGCUAUUGUUUAAUUGUAGAGAGGUCAAAUGAUCUAUGGGUCAUAUUGACAAAGGAAACCAAAGCCAGUAGAGUCAUGUUUCAAUGUCCAAAAGUAGACUGUCUCCAGAAUGCAGUGUGAAGAAGGUGCAGGGCAUCAAAGUGCAUGCUCACAUUAUACUGUAAAGAAUCAAGAUAAUUUUUUAAGUAACUUCAUGAAAGUUACCAUCAAAGUGCCGAAGGCCUAAUUGUGGAACAAAAUAUUCAAAUUAAUAUUUUAUGAAAAAUGAUGAAAACAUUAUAAUUUUAUUAAUAUUAAAACUAUUAGCAUUUAUAAGUAUGUAUAUUAAUAUGACAAUACCAAUUAUUAUAGGACCACAAAUAUAUCUAAGUAUAUAUGUGUGAUAAAUGUGUUCUAUAACUACAUGUAUUGAUAUUAUUUAUAUAAUAGUAAAACAUGUAUUUAUAUUUGGUGUAUUUUAUAUAUAUAUAUCUAAAAAAACAAAACUAUCUAAACCUAUUAUGCUAUAAAGAUGAUAUCAAGAUCAAUAUAAUGAUUAUACUUUGCAUUAAAGAUAUACUUUAAAAUGUAUAUCCUUGUAACUUAAAUUCAGUCAAACUAUCUCGUACCCUCCACUCUCUCUUAUGUUUCUGAUAAGAGGUCUAGCUAUUCACCAUGAGAUAGAAGUCUAUUGUUUGAGUGCAGAAUUCCUAGUUUUUUACAACUCAGCAGAAUCAACUAACUCUAUUUGUUUCACAUCUUGGCUAAAGUGGUUUGAGAAUGUAAUUAGAUCAUUAUCUAAUUAGGACUAGCUUUUGAGUGUUAAUAAACAACUUGCUAUCUCCUCAAUGUCAGAAAAACAUUGUCCACUAUUUGAUUUAAAACAGCUACAACAAUGUUUGUGAUAAUACAAUAUUAUUAAUGAAUGAUAUGAAUAAUAGUGUAAACCAUAUGCAACAGUCCAAUGCCAAUUUAUCAAGUUAAAAAUUCACUCACACCUUUCAGAGCCAAAAGAUGGAUGGUCAUGAUCCUUAUAUGUGGUGAGGAUUCUUCUCACUACCUCAUAUGUCUCCUUACUUCAAAUCCUGAAAGAUGGGUAAAGAGGAACAACUAUAGUGCAAUACUUUACUGCAAACUGAUUAAAGAAAUCCAUUAGGAAUUACUCAGCUCGUCAGUCAAGUGUUAUAAAAAAAAGGAGAAACACUCCUAAAGACGUAUGUGAGCUUCUUGAAGAAUAAUUUUGCACAUUUAGUUGCACUUUAUAUCAUACCUUUAUUUUGCACUUUUUACUAAGAUCCAGUUUUACACAAUUCCCUAUAAAUUUUAUAUAGAAAAUGAAAUGAAAGAUGCAAUUUUGAUUGUUUUAAAUGUCGAUCUUCUCGGACACUCCAACUUCUUUCAAUUGAAUUAGACACAAAUUUUCAAAAUAAAUGUAAUAGUUUUCUUUGGUUGAACGUAUUCACACACAUUUUCUGUGAUUGCAUUUUGAUUUUGAGUCUGUCCAGUGUUCCAGAAUGUUGGUUUCUGUCCUACACUUAGCCCUUCCAAAAAAAAGAGUAUGCACCUCUUCAGUACGAGUCACCCUUAUAGCAGCUUUAUUAACUCAGAAGUAGUUUCUCCAUGUCUCCCACCUGUGGAUAGUACUAGUGGUCUGGUCACUGCUUUCACAUUCUUAUUGAAAAUAUUAACAUAUUCUUAGUUAAGCCUGUAUCAUGUGCAGGUGGCCUGGUCAUGGGUAACCUUGACCACUGCUCUGUGGAAGGGAAUUCAUACACAUCAGUUGACUGAGUUUCCAUGAUACGGUGAAUUGAGGACUCCAUUGACCUGGUUUCUAGAGGACAGAACUUUCUGCAGAACCUUCCAAUACUUUCAAAUAUACAAAGAAUAGCUUGGGGUACUCUCAACCCACCAUACAUCUUUCAUUUUUACAACUCACUGACCACGUGAUGGAGGAAGGGGCAGGAAAUAUCUAUGGAUGAAUACCUGUAUUAACAGAACUCCAAUCACAGAUCCCUUCCUUGUUCAAGAGUCCGAGGACGACAGACCCCCCACAGUUAAUUGAUGAACCUAGCAAUGUCUAUUCCUUUGGUUUGAACACAAUACCUAUUUUUAUUUGUCACUGAGUUGGUUACUGAUCCACUCAGGUUAUCAAUGGCCAGUGACAGUUUCAGUUUAGGGACUUACAAAACUGUGUACAGAGGCUUAGUGGUUAUUUCAUAAUUUCAACUGUGCACCACCAGUAGGCCCUUGAGAACCCCAGCUUGAUACAAACCAAAAAUGUGUACAAGAAACAAAAAACUAUGACUAGAACAAGAAUGUAAAACAAAAUAAAAUACACAUGAUAGACAAUCAUUAAAUAUAUAUAUAUAUUUUUUAAAAUAGAGAAUACAAGCCUCCUGUUACAACAUCCAAUUCCUCAACACUCUAUAGUCACUGUAUACCUUGAAAACGAACUCUUUCUUGUUUUCAAACCACCACUCAUAAAAUUAGAAUUCUGAAGUUUAACUUUCACCUGUCUGUAUACUGUCCAUCCACAGAGUGGUACACGUACGAUACACCAGAAGAAGUGGCUGAGAUGUUUUCGUCCUCCUUCUCUGCAAAUAUCGAAUCUGCAAACCGGGAUAAGUUAGGUGAAGGUACGAAAAGUCUUCUUUUAAUCUAUAUUGCUGAACUAUGUCUGAUAAACUGGAAUGCUAGAACUGAUUUUUAAAAAAAAGAAAUACAUUUAAAGUGUUUGUCAUGUUGUGUACUUUUAGCAUGGUAAAAUGAUGUAUCAAACUUUUGGCUACAUGUUUUAUUUAAUUCCAAAAAAAAGCAGUGCCAAGUUUUUAUUGUUUUAAUGUACUCACUAUUUCACUUUUAUAAUUUUUGGUCAUCAGAGUUCAUUACUUAAUGGACAGCAGCUGUCACUCAAGAAUAAAGCUAUAAAAAGGACGGUUUAAACACAAGAAGUGAAUUCAUAUAUUAACUGAGCUUUACUGAGCCUUCAGAGAUAUGGGCUAUGAAGAAGUAGUAUUCAACUUGGGGAUUAAUUCAGAUAUGGAUCAGAUAAAAAACACAGUAUGUAACACUCCAUCAUUCCCAUAAAGAACACAAUGUAAAGAUACAUAUACAUACAUAAAUAACAGGGCGCCACGGUCACUAGAAUUAACAACUUCGCAUGGAAUAUCUCAAAAGAUGGAAAGAGAGAACAAAAAAAGAUAAUUAGUAAAAAUAAUAUACAAUUUAUUGAAAGUAAAAAAAUAAUAAUAAUAAAUAAAUAUAUAUAUAUGUAUAUAUGGGUAAUGGCACAAAACACAAAUGUGUAUUAUUCACAAUAUGAAGCCUGAAUAGGCUUAAACACCUUAUGGCUAGCAGCUUUCUUUUAGCAGCACAAACUUAAUAAUACACAAAAACAAAGUGCAAGGGCUAACGUGCCAGUUGAUUCAAGUAAAGGGUAGUAUAACGUGCUUUAAUAGCUGCUUAGAUGGCAGCUGACACCACCGUUCCCUUCAGAGCACACAGUUCAUAGCACAGGAUUAAAGUGCAGAAAUAGUUCAAAGGUGCUUCAAAAUUCAGGGUUGUCUCAGCAGGGCCCAACGCGUUUCGUCGAUCCGACUUCCUGAGGAACUUCUAUCUUCUUUCCCGGUCUUCUUCCUUUUAAAUCCGCAGGUGAACGUGCCUUUUAAAUCAGGUGAACGUGUAUGCUUGAACCACGCCAGGCAUAACGUCAUAAAUCAUGAUGCACGGACGGUUGCUUUGCGCAUGCGCAACAAUCUAAGCUGGGACGCAAGCUAACUUUAUUGACAAUUUACACAGCUGCAUCUCUGAACUUACGAACUUUGAAAAGUUCAGAAUCUUUGCAUUUGUGUUCACGUUCAUGCCUAUAUUUGAUCUUAUUACUGACAGAGAGAAUACUAGCACGGAGAAAAAUGUAUAUAAAUUGGUCCUGAUGUUAAAAAGGAAAUAAAUUAUGAAAAUAAAAAUCCAUAUAUAUGAAUAAAGUAUGUAUGCAGAAUAGUCAAUUUAUAUAUGUAUAUAAUAGGCAUAUAUUAAAACCUGAUUGUGUAGUAACAUGGAGUCAUUGGAAAAAGACAUCAGGAGCAUUUUAUGUAGAACAGGAAUUUUUGAAUUCGAUCAAAAAUAAAAAUCAUUAUAAAAUAAUAAUCAUGGUAAUUUCACAAAUGAGGGAUUGCAUAUUUAAAAAGAGACAGAGAGAAUACUAGCACGGAAUUCUUAAUCAUUAACAUAUAUCUUUAUAAAUUGAUGAUUUUCUUAUAAUGUUAAAAUGUAUCUUAUCGGAAAAUCCAACUCAAUGUUUAAAUCAAAUAAUAAAUAACAACAAAACAAAUCAGUCAAUCAGAGGUACCGGUAUAUAGUACCGUUCAAAAAUACAAAUUCACAAAAUGUAAGAGAUAUCUAAAAAUGCAUAAAGAACGCGAAAAAAUUAUAUAUAUAUAUAUAUAAAAUUUCAAAAAGUGCAUUUCUAAAAUUCCAUAAAAAACAUUAUAGGAAAUCACAUAUAAAAGAAGUUGGAAGGGGGGAGAAUAAAAGAUGGUGAGAUAAAAAAAGAGAAAAUUAAUGACAUGGCAUACAGUAGAGAAUUCAUUCUAUAAAAGCCAGUAUAUCUAAAUCUGUAUUAAAACCCGAAGGUACAGAGGAUUUUAAUCAAUAAAUCCACUCUGUCUCCAUCACGGUCAGCAUUUUUUCUGUAUCACCACCUCUCCAAUCACAGGUGAUGAUGUCUAUUCCCACAAAUAUAAAGUUGUGGAAAUUAAAAACUUUACAAGUGGUGCAGUGUCUAGCAACGCUAUGUUUUAAAUUCCAUUUAUUAAUACCAUUAAAAUGCUUUUAAAAUCCUUACUUGUAAUUUUCUAAUGGUGCGUCCAACAUAUUGGAAAUAUGUAAUAAACCCCAUAUUUGCUUUGACAAUUAAUAAAAUUCUGUCGUUUUAUUUGCUGGACACUUGCAUGUACUGCAUCCCACACAUCUAAAAAAAAAUCCUUAAUUUCCGUGUUUGCAUACUAUACUGUUUUCUUAUUUAUCAUCAUUUAUUUCUUAUUUCUUAUUUUUCUUAUUUAUCAUAAUUUUUUAUCCAUUCCUCCCCAUACAUUUUUUAAAAUGUCUAUUUAUUUAUUUUAUUCCCAGAGAUCUGAUUCACCCUUUUUGUUCUGUUAACUUACUCUAGAGAUUUGUUUAUUAAUAUUGUUUUUUAAUCCCGAUCCAUAGACUUUGUCUUAUGUUCUUUUUUAUGUAUAAUUUUUCAAAUUGAAACAUAAUUGGCGAUUAAUGAUACAUCACACUGAAAAAAAAGCUGAAUAAUAGAGAAAAGAGAAAAAAAAUAAAAGGAAAAGAAAAAGGAAAAAGAAGGAAAAAAGCAAAAGGGGAAGAGGAAAAAUAUAAAACAACUUGUUGAUUCGAAUACAUUUUAUUGAUGUUCUACUGAAUAUUGUAUACAAAUAUUUCAUGUCUUGUACACGUCUCUUAUUACAAUAAAAUUCUAUAAAAAAUUAUCAGGUAUAGAAUAGCUUAUAGCUGGAUUUUGUGAAAGAGUUUUAUUAUGCCAAAAUGAAAUCAUACAUUAAAUCACAAUUUGUAUGUGUAAGAUCAUAAUUUGUUAAUCUGGGUAAAUAACUGACAAUGAAACUGGACUAUUCCACUUGUGUAUGUUCUCUCAUAUAUCUCUCCUAGUUUAUAAUGCUCUUUCUUUUCUACCAGAUUUCACACCAAGAAAAAUACACAUAAAGAAAGGGGACCCCAUGAACAUAUUUAUACUUAUGGAUGCAUCGAAAAGUGUUGGAGAAACAAAUUUUGAGAUAGCAAAAGAAAGUAGUAAAAUAUUCAUUGAGAAGGUAAAAUACAGCGAUGGACUGAGAGGGGGAAAUAUUUUAGGGCUGAAUAAUUUAUCCCAUAAUGUUUUUUUUUUUAUUCUUUAUCUGUGGCACCCCAUAUAUACAGAAUAGGGGGUGCUUCAGCAAUAGUCAACUCAUUUGACAGCUUCAAUCAAAGCUUCAAUCAGAGCGAGUGAUCUAUAUAAUAUUUUACAUACGGCACAUUAUCUGUCACUGGCAUGCUAUCCAAUACAAAAAUAAUUUAACAUAGAUAUAGCGAGUUUGUGGGUGUCAUUGGUUUCGACUUCUCUUUCUCUGACAUAGUGCAUUCACUGCCAGGGGAAACCAGCCUGCCACAUGUGAUAAUAAAUAUUACUGGUUUUUAAAAUGACUCCCUAGGCAAACUGAAGUCAGCAUGGCUAUUUACAUUGCUUAGUCAAUCAAGGAGUAUAUAUUAAGUGUUUUAUAUGAGUAAUAAAGCGGACGGUUAUAUAUGUGCAGUGGAAUAAAGAUAUAUAUAUAUAUAUAUGUAAUGUAGUGGUGGGUUAUAUAUGUGCAGAAGAAUGGAGGGUAAAAUAGGUAUAACAAGAUGGAGGUUAUAUAUUGUACAGUGCUGCGGAAUCUGAUGGCGUUAUAUAAAUAAUAAUAAAAAAUAAUAAUACUAAUAUAUGUGUAGUAGAAUGGAGGCUUGAUCCCAUGUAGCUGACUGGAGGGUAAGUGGACAUCUUGUAUGUAAAUGAACUGUACAAAUAUAUUUCUGAAGGUUUCUUCUUUUGAUAUCGAACCCCGAUACGCAAUCGUUUCCUUUGCUUCCCUGGCAAUCAGUAUUGUGCGUCUGUCCGAUGAAGAGAGUCUGGAGGCAGACGCGGUGAUAGAAAAACUGACUGAUUUCACCUAUGAAGGUUAGUGCCAUAAGAUAUAACUAGUAACAUGUAACGAACGGUAUAGUGUAUCGUGUUACCCCUAUGAUAGACAGCUAUACGAUACAGUGUCAUGUGUUGCAUUUUAAGCGUUAGUUUAUUUUCCACUUACAGACAACAAUAGAAAAUAUCUGGAUAGUGGAGAUAGAUAGGAAGUGAUAGCAGGAUUGAAGAUUUUAGGUGUUUUAUAACCUUUAUAAGGCAGUAUAGCGUGGCUACUGGAUUCAGGAUUUGAAACCUAUGUGUCAAAGCAAAAGAACAAUGUGAUUGGCUGGAACAACCCAGCCAAUCAUAUUAUGCUUACAGCUAUGACGCACUGACAUACGUUCUUCGUGUUACACCUGCAGAUGGUUUUUAUGCGUUCACGUUUAUAUCGUAAUAAUUUGCAUUAGACGUUUGACCAUUUGUAAUCUUAAUUUACAAUCUAAAAGAUAUGAAUCCCAAGAUUCAAACAGCAUGUUUCUGUGUUUGUUAUCUCUCUCCAUCUGCCCGGUCCUUUGACAUUAUUUUAUUUUAGCUUUUCUACCCAUAAUUUUUAAACAGAUUUUGGUGUCAAAUAUUCGAGAGGGGCAGAGACUCAGAAUGACUCGGUUGGAACUAGACACCUCAUAGAGCCCGACAGCCACAAUGUGGUCUCCUUAAUAUUAGCCAAAACAUUAAUUUUGCCCUGGGCCUACAUUGUAAGCUGCGGAGAGUGGGGCAUCUUGCCCUGUUCAGUGUGAAUGGUAGAUUUCUAGACCCCAAUGUAUUCACUCUCAGCCUAUUCAGCUUUCCAUGCCCAUAAAGACAUUACACGUUGGAGUAUCAAUUUAAUGAUGAAAUAAGAAAGUGAUAACACAAUGAAUUCACAACUAUUUAAUAUAUUUGUAUACACUUUUAAAAUAUGGUAAUAUUUUAAAAAUAUUUGAUAUCUUUUUUAUAAAUAGAUAUUUUUAUAUAACAAAAAAUAAAUACAUUUUAAAAAUUUAUCCAAAAAUAGUAGAUAUUUGAAAUUUGAUAAAAAGUAAUUUACAUACAAAAUAAUAUUGACAGAGACAAGAGGUAAAGAACAAUCUAGUAAAGGGAGUACAAUUGCAGAGAUUGGAGACAUGGGACUACUAGGUGUUGUUGCAGAACAAGAUUUCCAUCUGAUCUCCUCUCAUUCUCCAAGAACAUGAAGAUAAACGUGGAACAAACACGCGAGCUGCUCUUUAUGCUGUGAAUGAGAUGCUGUCUUUGCAGCACCUGAGAGACAAGGAAAACUUCCUGAACAUUCGAAAUGUCAUUCUGCUCAUGACUGAUGGUAAGAGCAUUCACACUGUGCAAUAAUUACUCACUGCCCACAAUUAUCAUUCGCUUCUUCCUCCGCUACAGAGUGAUAGACUCUACCUUUCAUUUCUUUACUGAAUGAUAGCCUCCAUGAUACUUCUCUAGGGAAUGAUAGCUUCCAUCUCUUGUUCAUCUGAAUGAUAGCUUCCAUCAUACUUCUCUACUGAAUGAUACCCACCAUCUCUUGUUCCUCCGAAUAAUAGCCUCCAUCAUAUUUCUCUAGGGAAUGAUAGCCUCCAUCUCUUGUUCCUCUGAAUGAUAGCUUCCAUCUCUUGUUCCUCUGAAUGAGAGCCUCCAUCAUACUUCUCUAGUGAAUGAUAGCCUCCAUCAUACUUCUCUAUUGAAUGAUAGCCUCCAUCUCUUGUUCCUUUGAAUGAAAGCCUCCAUCACACUUCUCUAGUGAAUGAUAGCCUCCAUCUCUUGUUCCUCUGAAUGAUAGCCUCCAUCAUACUUCUCUAGUGAAUGAUACCCACCAUCUCUUGUUCCUCUGAAUAAUAGCCUCCAUCAUAUUUCUCUAGUGAAUGAUAGCCUCCAUCUCUUGUUCCUCUGAAUGAUAGCCUCCAUCAUACUUCUCUAGUGAAUGAUAGCCUCCAUCUCUUGUUCCUCUGAAAGCCUCCAUCACACUUCUCUAGUGAAUGAUAGCCUCCAUCUCUUGUUCCUCUGAAUGAUAGCCUCCAUCAUACUUCUCUACUGAAUGAUAGCCUCCAUCUCUUGUUCCUCUGAAUGAUAGCCUCCAUCAUACUUCUCUACUGAAUGAUAGCCUCCAUCUCUUGUUCCUCUGAAUGAUAGCCUCCAUCAUACUUCUCUAGUGAAUGAUACCCACCAUCUCUUGGUCCUCCGAAUAAUAGCCUCCAUCAUACUUCUCUAGUAAAUUAUAGCCUCCAUCUCUUGUUCCUCUGAAUGAUAGACUCCAUCAUACUUCUCUAGUGAAUGAUAGCCUCCAUCUCUUGUUCAUCUGAAUGACAGCCUCCAUCAUACUUCUCUACUGAAUGAUAGCCUCCAUCUCUUGUUCCUCUGAAUGACAGGCCUCCAUCACACUUCUCUACUGAAUGAUAGCCUCCAUCUCUUGUUCCUCUGAAUGAUAGCUUCCAUCAUACUUCUCUACUGAAUGAUACCCACCAUCUCUUGUUCCUCCGAAUAAUAGCCUCCAUCAUACAUCUCUAGGGAAUGAUACCCUCCAUCUCUUGUUCCUCUGAAUGAGAGCCUCCAUCAUACUUCUCUAGUGAAUGAUAGCCUCCAUCUCUUGUUCCUCUGAAUGAAAGCCUCCAUCACACUUCUCUAGUGAAUGAUAGCCUCCAUCUCUUGUUCCUCUGAAUGAUAGCCUCCAUCAUACUUCUCUACUGAAUGAUAGCCUCCAUCUCUUGUUCCUCUGAAUGAUAGCCUCCAUCAUACUUCUCUACUGAAUGAUAGCCUCCAUCUCUUGUUCCUCUGAAUGAUAGCCUCCAUCAUACUUCUCUAGUGAAUGAUACCCACCAUCUCUUGUUCCUCCGAAUAAUAGCCUCCAUCAUAUUUCUCUAGUGAAUGAUAGCCUCCAUCUCUUGUUCCUCUGAAUGAUAGCCUCCAUCAUACUUCUCUAGUGAAUGAUAGCCUCCAUCUCUUGUUCCUCUGAAUGAUAGCCUCCAUCAUACUUCUAUAGUGAAUGAUAGCCUCCACCUUUUAUUCUUCCAUAGAAUGGAGGUUCCACCUUUUACUAUACAAUCUAUUACUCUACUGACUGAUAUAAUUAAACUCUUACUCCUCAGCUGACUGGAAGCAUCCACCUCUUAUACAUCUGAAUGAUAGCCUCCACCUCUUAUUCCCCCAUAGAAUAGAGCUUCCACCUUUUACUUCACAGAGUAAUAACCUCAAACUCUUACUCCUCUACUGACUGACAGCGUCCAUCUCUUACUCCUUUACUGACUGAUAGCCUCCACCUCUUAGUCCUCUACUGACUAACGGCCCCCACCUUUUACUCCUUUACUGUCUGAUAGCCCCCACCUUUUACUCUUUUACUGUCUGAUAGCCCCCACCUCUUCUGAGUUACAAUAUACAUAUCUCACUCCUCAGAGUGCCUCCUCCUCUUACAAUAUGUUGUCUACAUCACUGUUUGUCUUUCUAGGAAAGUACAAUAUGGGUGGAGAUCCAAAGGUAGAAAUAGACAGCAUCAGACAUUUUCUGGAUAUCGGAAUGAAAGACAAUAUACGAGAGGAUUUCCUAGGUAAAAAAAACUAUUUUGUACCAGAAAUACAAUAUGUAAUAAUAUAGCACAGCAACAGCAUAUACACUAAAUUAACUUGACCUAUUACCUAUUAACUAUACCUUGUAUCCCACAGACACUGUGUAUAUUAUAUAAACUAUAUCAAGUAAAAUCCAAUACUAUAGCCACACUGUGUACAUCACAUAAGCUAUAUCACGUACAAUUCAUUAGUACAGAAACACUGUGUAUGUUAUAUAAACUAUAUCAUGUACAAUCCAAUAUAUUAUAAAAACUAUACCACGUACAAUCCUGUAGCAUAAACCGCACUCUGUAUAUAAUUCAAACUACACCACUUAGAAUUCAAUAUAUUUAAUAAAGUGUACAACAAAUAAUUAACUACCACAACCACACUGUGUAUAGUACUAUGUCACAUACAAUCCAAUAACAUAGUCACAUUAUACAUAUUAUGUAAAGUGCUGUGUACCAGUUGGCAACAUCAGUAGUGUAACAUGGAAUGUACCCGUAAAACGCAGUGGAGUAAUGUGUGUAUUUGGUGAGUGUUACAGUAUAGAUUAAUCCAUGUCAUGUUUACAGAUGUGUAUGUUUUUGGCCUUGGAGACGAUGUCAGUCAAACUGAGCUUAAUAAUCUUGCGUCAAAGAAACCUCACGAACAGCAUGUCUUCCAUCUGGAAGAUGUAAGCAGCAUGAAAAAGGCUUUCGACCAUAUGUUAGGUACGAACUGUGUCACGCGUUUUCCCCCUCUGUAUGCCCCCUGCUAUCACUCGUUAUUGUUCUACAGACACAUUUUUUUUCUGAUGAUUCCAGUGUGAGGUUUCAUUAUGUUACUAUCUUUUAUAUGAUUAUUAUUAUUAUUAUUAUUUUUUUUUUAUAUCCGUGACCUUUACCCUUUAAAAUAUUGUUGACUCAUUUAAGGGAACGCAUGGUAAUUAAUGGGGGUACUACCUAUAUUCAUGGGCAGAUUUGUCAGAGAAAAAAGAUCAUAAAUCAUGAGACUAGAUUCCCUAAGUUUGACCUCGAUUUUAUAUUUUGGAUAAACUUUUUAAAUGAUUUCAUAUUUUUAGAUAAACGCUUAAAAUAUAUAUUUUUUCAAAAUUUUUAAAAUAAAAUAUUUUUCAAAAUAUUUGAUAAUUUUAUGAUGUUAUAUUUAAUUUAACUAUUUACCCUUUGCUCAGUCUCUCCUAGCUUACAUUCACAUUCCUUAUUCACCCCAUGUUCCCAGUUAGUAUAUAGAGAUGUCGCGAACCGUCCGCGAACUUCUCGCGAACGGUUCGCCACGGUUCGCGGCGAACUCCGGUCAGCUGACACGUCUCGGCCAAUUUCCAGCAGACCCUCCCUCCCAGACCCUUCUACUUCCUGGACAGCAUCCAUGUUUCAACGGACGGUUCGCGACAUCUCUAUUAGUAUAUACUUUCCUUCCUCAAACAUUUCUAUAUUUUUACCCUACUAGAACCUCCACGUAUAUUAACUUAGUUUCCCCCCUAAAGCUCAGUAUUACCCGGAUUAUUCUCUGGUCCCCUUUAAGGUGGCAUUUUAAGAACACCCUGCAGUCUGUCACCUUACAAGCUCCAUCUUACACAUAAUACGCUGUCUCUCAUCACAAGCUCCUAUUUUAUACUCGUCCAUCCCGUCUCCAUCCAAUCACAUAUGUGACCUCACCAACACUCUCAUAGGAAAGCAUGGCUGUCACAAUACAGCCAAAGGUUUUAGAGCCUAUUUUCGAAUCUUCUGCCACUAACUGCGUUUCUUCCUUGCUCUCUCAGAUGAGACAGAAGCUAUGGACAUGUGUGGACUCAACAAAUAUCAUUCAAAUGAACCAACUGAGCUGUUUCCCUGGAUCACUAAGAUAAAAAUCACUGUAAGCAUGGCUGUCGGUACAUACUGUGAAACAGCACUAGGGAGUGUGAGGUCCAAAUCUAGAGCCCCCAAAUGUAAAGUAAUAGGAGGGGGCAGAGGGGGAGGGCAAAAUCCAUAGAUAAUGAGUUAUCUUGCUCACAGACAGAUAUUAUUGAACUCUCUUACCAAUAGACAGCCAUUACUGAGCUCUCUUACCAAUAGACAGCCAUUACUGAGCUCUCUCACUGACAUACAACCAUAACUGAACUUUCUUGCUGACAGACAGACAUUCUUAAGCUCUUUCAUUAACAGACAAACAUUAUUGAGCUUUCUUGCUGACAGACAGACAGACAUUACUAAGCUAUCUCACUCAUAGACAGUUAUACUUUGUAUCCUUUUAUCCUCAAUCCAGCGUCCAGGGGCACAAGAAAUUUGCAAAGGAUCCAUUUUGACAAAAAACUUUAUCCUGACGGCUGCGCACUGCUUUUACAUUGACGACAAACUAGCUUAUAUCAAAGUCCAACUGGGAGAUGGUAAGUGCUCGCUCUUUCUCAGCAUUUUGUGAGCCGACAUAUCAGUCUAUGAGGGAUGGGUACGUAUAUAAACUUUAAUAGUGUGAGAUAAUCAUUUGAUUUGUACUAAAUGUAUUAUAUUAUAAUUUACCCCUUAUAACAUACAAAAGUCCAGCACAGAAAUAUAUGAACAAAUGAGUAAUAUGGCACCACUAACACAACCUGUCUGAUCCAAUGGUAUUUUUCAUAAACCAGUCCAUUUUCUAAAAUAAUUUAAAGGUCUCAUUGCUUGGAAUAACAGCUAGCUCUCUAUGUCAGACUGUGGUAGGCUAGUCUUUGGUAAUGAUAUUGAUCAUGUGAUAUUAGUGAGCUAUAUUCCUCUAGAAUAAUAUUUGACUGGUCUCUCUGUGCGUUUUUCCAUUUCUUUCCUCUUUUUGUUCCUCGACAGGCCGAUUACUGAAUGUAAAAAACUUUUAUCGGCACCCCCUGUAUGACCCAGAUGCCAAGAAGGACAAAUAUAUUCCAAAGAACUUUGAUUAUGACAUAGCGAUUCUUGAGAUGGAAAAAAAGAUUUCAUAUUCAUCGAGUGUCAGGUGAGAGAAUGGUCAUGGUCAAAAUUAACAAAAUAUUCUUUAUGGAGAAGCGGCAUCUCACAGAAAACAGGGUGAUGGGAGAUAAUUGUAUGCGCUACACUUGUUUUAUAGUUUGUUGUGAUGAUGACUAAGGUGUUGUUGGAAAGUGAGCAACAAAUAGCAGAUUUAACCAGGUUCUCGGUAUACCUCCCCCCAAAAAAUCUGCCAACGUUUAUUCAAAAUCUAUUUUACAGAACAUAAAAGUCUGUCCCUGUCAUGUCAAAUUCUAUAUCCCGUACUACAAUGAAAUAGAAUACUUUAUAAUAAUAAAAAACUUUAUAAAAAUAUUAAUCAUAAUUUAUCAUUUAGAAUGUACGAAUAACCACUCAUUUAAAAAGAAAAUGCCACCAAGGUUGAAUGUACAUUUGCAAGUCAUGUACAUUUCUUAUCACUGACUUCCCUUUUAUCCAAGGGAACAUGCUCCACUCCCUGCUUAUUCAUGCUGCUUACAGCAUACCACUUCUGUAUGGACUUCCUUACUUCUCCAGGUUCCCACCUAACCCCAUCUUUUGUAAGCCAGUAUUUGAGGCGAACUGUGCAGGAGUAGGAGAGAUUUGAUUGAUUUAGGAGUAACAGCUUUACUACAGAGGGAUCCUUUCUGUCCCAAGGCACUAUUUUCUGUUUUCCUCGUUUUAGCCCAUAUUUCAUCCAUCUGCCCUCUAAUUCAAACCUUCUUGAUUUAGGUGUGCACCUUGCGAACCCCAUAUCUCAAUUGUCCUUCUGAAUAGCUGAAAUGUACAGUCUUUUCCUAAAGUAGCCCUUAGGAAUGUCCACAAGGUCUCUGCUGCUGUCUCACUAAACAUGGCAAGAGUCAAUAUGUUUGGGGUCCGUUUUAUGGGACAAUUUGGGGAGCCAAAACAUGCAUCAGUCUGAGUCUAUUGAAUUAGAUAAUUUUGUCCACAAAUGAAAAUUGUCUUUGUAAUCGUUAAUCUGGCAAUCAUUAACUCUGUCUUUCAGGCCUAUCUGUAUUCCCUGCACUAAAAGCUCAUCAUGGGCGCUAAGGAUGAAGGGAGAUACGACAAAAUGCAAAAACCACAGUGAGUCAUGGAGGAGACAGAAAUAGUGUGAUCAUUGUUAAAAUUUAGAAGAGUUGUUUUAGCACAGCAUGUAGAAGUCAGUGCAUGAUCUCAAAUGAAAAAUGGCUGCCUAGCAAUAGAGAGAGGAAGAAGAGAUAGACAGAAAGAUAACACACCUCUUCUCUAGCACCAGAGAGACCAUAGAGGAUAGACAUCCAAAUGUUACAAAGUAACAGUAAGUCCUCAAACACAUUCAGACUAGGCACUAGCGAUUAUUGCUAACAGCAUAUGGAAGAGAUGAGAGACACAGAAAGAGAACGGAUAGUUAAGAGAUUGCAUGAAACAGAUACAUGAAGGGAAAGUUAGAUAAUUAGUGGGACAAAAGAACGAAAUAAGAAGCUCAGCAGACAGACAGGGGUUUUAGUCAAGAUUAAAUAUUGUCAAAAUCACAAUAUUUUCAUCCACAGAGGACUUUUUAUUCAAAGAAGAGUUGGUCAAGGCGAUGUUUAUUGCAGAGGAAGACCCAAAACCCAUGGAGGCGAUGACUGUAACAAUCAAAUUAGGGAAUGCGGUAUGAAGUUAGUUAACACAAACCUAUGCUAAAUGUAGUUUUUUUACUUGUAUAAACCCGUAUCACUUCAUAUUUAGUGGGUUUUUACAUUUACUUUGUGGAACCAUUCCAGGCUCAUGGUGUCGGAGUAACCUUUUCUGACCCUGAAUUCUCCUCGUUUCAAUUACUCUGAGAGCAAAAAUCUGAUAUUCUUAUAAAGAUAUAUUAAUAAACCAAAUAACAAUAUAACCAAGUUCCCAUGAAACAUAGGCAGAGAUCAAGAUGUUGGAGGUCAUAAAUAAUAAGAGAAGUUCCCAACAUGACAUGGACGGUAGGUGUUCUUAUAUGUAGACGUUUAAUACUUUUCGUUUGUUCCUCUCGUUUAUCCUGAUAGUAUUUGAAAAUCAAUGUUCCCAUAGUUUACUAACUGAAGCAGAAUCCUGUGACUAGGGGAUUAAGGAAACAUUAAUGUACUGUUUUUUUUUCUUCCACCUUCCCUAAUCACACUAAUUAACAACCUAUUUAUAGAUCUCAUCCUCUUAUUCUUUGAACAUAUCUCCCAGUUUAAAUUGAUAGUAUUUAUGGUCCUCAUCCUAUCAAAUUGCCUGGUUCCCUCAUCUUUUCACUAUCUUUCCACAAUUGCACAGUUGGCCACAGUUCACUGUCCUCUACUAGCCCUCCAUACUUCAACCUUUUCCCCCUACAAAUGUACUUUGUCUUAUCCUGUAGCGAGAAUCCUGUCUCCAAGCUUCAGAAAGAAUCGAGAAAUUUCAAGAUAUAGCUGAUAUUCAUGAUAUGGUGACUGAUCAGUUCCUCUGUACAGGGGGGACAGAGCCAUAUGUGGAACCCCCAACAUGUAAAGGUAACGCCUUCUAUUUAUUGUAACCAAUCCUAUUCUUACUGAUCAAUUGUUAGCCACACUGUUAUACUUUUUCUUUCCUUUCAUUAAAUCUUCCUGUUAACCAUUUUCUACCUGCACCUUUCUUCUCCCCUUAUUCCAUUAGAUAACGCCGCUCUCCUAUUUUUAAAUACUUGAUACACAUUUAUCUCCAAGUACUAACACAAUGCUUUGUGCCCAUAUUAUACAGGAGAUUCGGGUGGUCCCCUCAUCAUUGAAUAUAAAAAUCGAUACAUUCAGGUAAGGUGAAGCAAGGCUUUAUGUAUAAUUGGUAUAGUUCUCUCUCUCUAGCUGCAGGAGAUAAUUCCUCCAUUAGAAUUUGGUAGAGGAAACAAACCAUCAGUAAUGGGGCAUAUUAUCUGACUUAGGUAACGGUAGUAAAAAGACAAUCCAGGUACUCUAAUGACUUCAAGUACAUUUAUUGGAACAUGUGGAACAUGUGAUAAAGACUCUAUCAGGGGUCAAAACGUUGCAGUGUUCCACAUCUUCUAGUAAACGUGCUUGAAGUCAUUGGAGUGCCUGGAUUAUCUCUCUACUUCUGGUAUUUACUCCUUUGGACUAGUGCUGGCCCUUGGUCCAAUUAAGCACCCUUUACUUUACGUGAAUAGAGUGCGGUUCACUUUUCUAUUUUUGCUAAUUAUCUGAAUUAAGACAUGAAUAGUAAGACAGUAUUAUGGAAAUCAUACAAAGUGACCUUUCACGCUUUUUAUAAAUCUUUUUUUUAAACUUUUACAUAAUUCCUUUCUCCAGACAUUUUUCACAUCUCACCCUGAUUACUCAUCAUUUAUCCUUAUCUCCAUAAAGCAAGGCUUUUUAUCCAGUCAAAUUGUUCUUGUCCACUAUCAAGCUCUUUUCUCCCCAUUCCCCUGGAUAAAACGUCGUAAAAGAAAUAAAGCUCUGCGUGGUUAAACUCAGCUUCAGUUAGCUGAACAUUCAGCUCCACAGAGAAAAAAAAGUUCUGCAAGGUUAUACAGAGUAUAAUUGUAGAUUAUACUAGCUUUAGUGUAACUAUAAUCUUAAUUUUAUUAAUGACAGGAGGCGAAUAUUUGCUUAAGUCUCUCUUUACUAGAACUCCACAGCAGCACAUUAACAUUGAGAUAAAAACACCAGAGGAAAAAAAAAAUCAGGAAUCUAUAAAAGGCUUCUCCCAACUAACUAUUUCCUCUUUCACGCUGCGAAAAAUAAAGUACAUAAACAAUACACAACAAAUACAAUAACAGGAGAAACAAACAUAACAUAACGAUGAAUGCCAUCCGAAAUUGAAACCGUGGAACCAGUGAAAUGUACUGAGAAAACAUGAAUCCCCAUCGUAAAUACUGACAGUACAAUAUCCCAGAUAGUGAAAAAACCUGAAUCCCCAUCAUAAAAUACUGACGGUACCAUAUCCCAGAUAAACACCAACUCCCCCAGAUAACCAACCUAGCCCAGGAGACCAGGUGAAUAAACAACAAGUCAGUCAAACCAACAAACAACAAGGGGAGGGAGAAACUGGGAGGGAAAUAUUCGCCCUAGUAUAAUCUACAAUUUUGUAGCAUGACAGGAGGCUUCAUAUUUGCUGUUUUAACGUUCGGACAGCAAAGACCAAAGAAACAUGAUCCGCCGUACCAACCUAAACUCUGCAAAGAUAGCUCCUCGUAACCGUCAGGAAAGCAUACGAUGUCUUUACCUGAAGUCGGUACCUGAAGUCGCAGUGUUACGGACUGAAGUGAACCGAAAAAACCUAUACGCCCCGCCAAUGCCAACCACAACCAAGCUGUACAUGAAGGGCGAGAAAAAGGGAAAAACCAUUUAAACAAACGGUGACGUUGAACACUGCCUAAGUGGGAGUGCUACCAAAGUAAGAAUAUGACCCUCGGGUCCGACUAAGGCUAGUAGACAACUAAGGUCCGAACCGCCGAACCUAUCUGAAAGAAAAACAAGGUAUAAUAACUGAAAUAAAUCCAGAAUCAGUGAAUGGGCAAAACCCGACAGAACCCACCAUAGGAGCAUGACAAAAAUGCGUGUACCCCUUGGGGAGAUGAAUACCCGUCCUCAGGAAUCGUAAAGGGAAUUCUAACCAGAGCGAGGCCCGCUGACAACGCGCUACCUAAUCUAAUUAAUAUGGCAGUCCCGGUAAUAAAGUGACCGAACAAUACCCGAACCCUGUAAAAGCGGUAGCAAAAUUAGGUGAUCCGUACCAGACCCAACUAUGUCAGGGUCACCAUGCAGACCAAAGUGUCACAAUCCCCGAGAUCAAAUGAGCAAGGGUCCAGGGAAUCCAGGAACUAGGUUCGACUCUGCUGAAGCGGAGAUCAUAAUUCCAAAGUACCAGCAGACCGAGGCACCUGUAGAAAGGUCCUGAGACCAAACAAACGGAGGAGACUUGUCCGUGUCUCCGUGUCGAACACUCCUAGAGGGAAGCGUCCAUCGCUGAGCAAACGGGUCCAUCACCCAGCCGAACUGGUCAGGGCCUAAUGGGUUCUCCUCCGUGGACUAAAGUCUUAACGCCGGGUCCUCCCAGAGAAAACUAUUCCAUACGUACGAGAACUCGGGCAGAUGAGAGUGUAGAAGGCACCCCCGUGCGUCCAAUCCGCCCUCCAGGACUCCACUCCUUGAGAUGUAGAGGAGGUCGAUAUUUCCCUGGUUAAAAACUAAAUACAGGGACUCGAACAAGGGAAAACGCAGGGAGCGUCUGACCUUUCGGUCUGGGAGGUACCUCGCAGGGGGUCCGGCAAGCCCGUCCAGGUAGACCGUACAGCAAAUAAAAAGAGAGAGUAAUAGGCGCUCACUAUAAAAAUAAGUGAAUAAGCAGCAGUAUACAAAACAAGGAUUCCCAAAACCUUGUGGAAUAGAUAGAACAAAACCGCGCUGUUAUAGAUAUGAAUAAUACAUACAUAUACUUGUAGGUAAUUCCAAUGAGUCAGAGAUCUCGGAAUAAAUAAAAUGAAAAAAAUAAUAGUGCAAUACAGUAACAAUUAAUAACAUGAGAUGGUGAUUAUAACUUGUAGUUCAAUCCACUCACAUUUGUAUGAGCUAUAACAGAGCUCAGCUGUAAUGCGCUUGGACGGUAUAAUCCUCGUCUUAGGUCAAAAUAUUUUGAAGUACAGUAUGCGUAAAAAAAAGGAAAUAGCAGCCAAUAGUGAAGUAAGUACUUGUGACGAAGUGCCCUUCGCCACUUGUGCCUGGAGAGGACUGCUUGCCCGCCUCUUGCCCUGUGACUAUGGCCCCUGGGAUGUAUUGCCCUUUAAAGACAUGAUUUGGGCAUAAUGGAUUUGUGUUGUGCUGCUGCUGGCCCUUUAAGAACCAUCUGGGGACAUACUGUGGAGUUACUGGGUGGCCACCAUUUCCUGUAUCAGAAGCACAUGGUGAGAACAAUGGAUGGCGGCCAUUUUAACUCACAGACACUGUGUGGACUUUUCAACACGGUGCCAUCUCGCCAGUAUUUGAUGCACAGAGACAUCGUGCAGUGGUUUUGGACUAUACAGCAGGGGACACAUUAUAAAGUGAUUGUUUUUCAUUUAGCCUUUAUAUGUUCUGCAGAAUCUGCAUUAAACUGUAUUUUCCAAAGUACUGAACGGAUCUGGGUGAAUUUUGGAUAUGUGGUUCACCCAGAUCCCCCGGUUACAAGGAUAUACUUUUUAUGGGGUUAUUGCAUGUUUUGGGGUCCCUGUGUGUUUUAUAAAAUUGUAAUGUUUCUGGCCAGCAGAUAAUUGAGCUUUGUGUAUUGUAGCAACUCAAUUAUCUAGCCUGGCCCAGAGGAGGAGUUUUGUGUUGCAUAAAUUGUGAGUUCUGUGUGCCACUAAAUCAGUCUUGUUCCAGCAUUAAGCCUUGGCUCAUGUUUGGGGGAAGGGAUACCUACACUCUGGGGAUUGCUAUAAUCACUUACCCCCCAGAGGAAGCUCUUGCAAUAGCUUGAUUUGUUCCUGUUCCUGCUCUCUGGGGAAAGAGAGGUUCACCCACUGGAAGCUGGAUCCUGGCCUUGGGUCCAGGGUGGGUGGAAACAGCAGAGACCCCGGCGCAGUUGCAUCGCUGGAAGUGGGGUCUGCAGUGCUGAUGGUGUCGGUUGGAGUGCUUGGAGUCCUCAGCGAGCACUAGGAGCAUCGAUUGGCGGAGGUACUCAGUCGGAGUGCCAGCGUUCCGUCACAGUACUAUUGAUGGAAUUAGUAAAAUUUGGUAAUGUACUUACAAUUUUCUGAGCAUGUAACUUGCUCUAGUAUAGACAGCUCAGCUGGUAUAAUCCCCACCAAGGAUAUGCAGGAUCCAGGAAGUAAAAAAAUGAAUAUAAAAGUAACUAAUUAAAAGUAUACUUUAAUAUAAAACAAAACAUGGUAUAAACAUAAAAUUUGUAAAAAAAAGUCCCACUUAACGCGUUUCGCCCGGUAGGCUUCCUCUGGGUUCCGUUUUUAUGUGGUCCUAAAUGUUCAAAUUACUUCCUGGUGUGCUUCUUCCGUUUUCCUGGUUCCCGUGGAACGCAUGUGUCAUACCGGAAGUGACUCGGUGUACACGUCAUACCAGAAAUGACGCGGCGCCAUAUAUUUACUGUUGUAUUAUUCUUGCGCCGCUCAUGGAACGCACGUAUCGCUGGAAAAAAACGUAUGUUGCGUUCCAGGUGCUUACACAGAGUGUUCAAGCCCGUAAAGGAUGGGCAUGCCCAUUUAACAAGAAAUAGCAAAGCGGCCAUAUUUAAUAUGGGCAUAGGAGAAAAAAGAUAAGAUAAAAACAUAUUUAAUAUGAUGAUUUAGUAUAUAGGUAAAUAUUUAACAGUGCUUCUGGUAAAUAUAAAGACAAUACAUACAAAAAAGGAGGAAUCAGAUAAAAAAACAAUACUCACAGGUAAUAGUGGGUAUUUAGGCAUAAAAUCUCUGAUAUAUAGUGGUGUUAUAUUGUGAUAAAAAAGACAUAGUAGAAUUUUGGACAUAGAUUGUCUCUUACUAUGUUCAAAAGUGAUAUAGACCAAUAAAUUAAAAAUUAUUGAUGUGGCGAAACCAACCUCGCCACUGUGAACUGGAGAAGCCUGGUUGCUCGCCUGCUCCCUUUGGACUAUGGCCCUGCAGGUUAAACUGUUUAUUUCCCCUGCAGAAAGGCUUAUUUGUGUGAUCUGAGUGCCAUUCAUCUAAUAAUGUGCACUCAGAUCCCAGCUAUCUGGGGAUAUGUGAAAUGUCUGUGUGUUAUGUGUAAAUGUGACUUUAUGUAUUUUAAAGUGUUUUGUGUCUUUUUGCAACCAUGUGCUUAAUGGAGUCUUGUGUCUGUCCUGGGAGAUAAUUGAAUUACUUCUCAAUUCAAUCUCCAGGAUAGAAGACUCAAACUGGUUUGGGCCAGAAAGCCAUGCUUCAUUUAGUCACAAAGUACUUUCCCUUAACUUUUGAACCCCUGGUCUGAUUCGUGCCAUUUUUUAAUAUGUUGUUCCCCUGAAUGGAUUGAUUAUGAAAAUGUAUGUUUUAUGUUUGUGACAUGUAUAUUUUAGAAGUUAUAAAUAUUGUGUAAAAACUGUAUUCCUCUGCCGGUGAUAAUGAGAUUACCCAUUGUGUUCAGUACUCAUAUCACAUGCAGAGGGGAGGAUUUUGUGUGGGAGUGUCUGGGUGUAUUGUACGGAUUGAUUGGUUGUUUUGUAACGCCCUGUGGGCUGUAUUAUGUUUGUGGAUUGGGAAUAAAAGAUACUGUAUGUGACAGUACAGGGAGUUCCUGCUUAACCCUCAAAGUGAAGUGUCGUCUCAUUAUUGGGGGAAGGAUUUAUUGUAUGCUGUUCCAGUUUGACUGCUAGGAGAGUAAACCUAUUCGUAUGGUUCCUACUCAACUGUCUACAGCAUUCAUAUGCUUGAGAGCAUUCAUAUGCUCCUACGGUUCGGUGGUUUUGGAGUCUGCCAGAGUGCUUGGAGUCCUCAGGAAGCGCUAGGAGCAUUCUUCAACGGAGGUACCCAGUCGGGGUGCCAGGCGAUCCGUUACAAUUGACAUGAUUAUUGACAUUAAUAUAAUAUUCAUAUAAUUCCGUGAAGAGGAGUAGUUGUAAAAGUUUGGUAAAAAGCAUAAAACUAUUUAAAAGAAAAAAACAAAACUCCAUAGACAAAUAUAAUAAAAAGACUUAUACGUUAUAAAAUAUAUCUAUAUAAAAAAAUAUAUAAUAUAUAUAAAAUGAAAAAUUUAUAAAAAAAAUUGUAUAAAUCAAAAUCCACGUUGAGUCCAUUUGGAUGUAAACUAUCUAACGGAUAUACCCACUGCAUUUCUGUUCUUCCAAUCUUCCAAUCUUCCAACAUCUCCUCCUCUCCAAUGGUACAAUCUUACAAUUGCAAUCCCAGUGAAUGAGAGGUGCUUAGGGUCAUUAUUAUGCAUGCAAAAGUGAGCUGGUACAGAGUGAUUGUUUAGACCUUUUUCUAUAUUUCUGCAGUGUUCUGCUAUUCUUAUUUUUAAUGGUCUAAUGGUCCUAUCCACAUAUUGGAGGCCGCACGGGCAUUCCAGUAGGUAUAUUAAGUUUUUACUGUUACAUGUGAUAACAUCCUUAAUAUUAUAUAUUUUACCGGUAAUAUUAUUUUUAAAGACCGUACAGCAAGAUGUCCUAUAUUGAUGGAGAGUUGCGUCCGGGUCCCAACGCGUGGAAAACGAGAAAGAUCUCUUCAGAUAGUUCUGGUAUUCCUGAAUGUCCUCAAUUCCUCCCAACCUGCAAAUCAGUUUGUAUUGUCGCCCAAAUGACUGAUUCACAAGAUACCUAUCUCACCAGAGAGAAAAUAGAGGCCACCUUACCAGAACUGGGCCCGCGGUCCCUAGAAGUUUCUUGAGGGCCACGUCUAAUUCAAAGUAACUAAUGAAUAUAAGUUCAAUCGUAGACUCGUGCCGGGACUCCAAGGGGCUCAGAUCCCUUUAUCCCAAGCACCUCCAGCGGUCCAAAUUGCGUUUAGGAUAGGGUCGUCUCCCACCCCAGACUCAGGGGCCCAUCUGGGAUGUCAUCCGAAAGUGGAGGCAAGUGUGAAAUUCCGGGUCAAGGGUCCAAUCCCCUAUAAAAGGUACAGGUUGGAGCUGAGAUAAGCCUCUUUUCUCUAUUUGGAGCUGAGAUAAGCCUCCAUCAAGUAUUUCCAUGUAAAAAAGGACACAUCUUAUACUUCCUCGUAUGUUCCGCUAGCACAACUCACUCGUGUAGCGGAGAACAAUCAGCUUGCCAGUGCAGACUUUAAAGUAUAGGCACUGCAGUACACCUGUAAUCAGGGAACUCACCAACUGAGUUAGCGCACAAGAGGUGCUCCAUUGGUCAAUAUGAUAAAACAGAGCGCUGCAAGCAAUCAUCUGAACAAACAAAAAAGGGGGUGGGGGGGUGAGUAUAAGUGGUAACACUGCCAGUUGUGCCUGUAACCCUUGAGGGGUGGUGCACAGCUCUAUAUAGCAUGCCUGUGAUCUAUAUCAUCCACUAUGGUUCCCAGUAGCCUAACCUGCCAGCCACAUGGGGCACAAAGCCAGGACAGCCUGAGGGUGCAAUGCGACCAAGUCAUAGCUGAGUCCCAGUCAAAGCUACAGCACAUGUGCCUGCCAUCGACGGAACUAAUGCGGUAAGUCUGGAAACAGCACUCUGCCCGUCGCACUGCAUGGGAAGGUAACCCCCCACCCAUGCCGCGGGAGCAGUUAUACCGCGAGCAGAAGCGUGGGUCGGGUGGGGGGUGGUGGCAGAGGAUCUCGCUCGGUGGACGGAGCCGGCGGGAUCCAACACGAGUCUUACUCCGGGGUCCUGGCGGUCGGCAACGGAAAGCAGUCAGAGGACUGCUUUCCGGCGGCCACAAAACGGACGAAAAGUGAAGGGGGCAAAGCUACCGGAAAAGGUAGAGGGAGGGAAAAAAGGAAACCCCCCCAAACCCGAGAAGAAAACGAUCCACAGACAGGGGGCCCAAAACAGGAAAAUUUAGAAAAGUCAUAAGAGAAAAUACAUCCUUACAGCAAAAAAGUAGGGACAGAAAAAUACAGUCUAAAUAAAUAAAUAAAUAAAUGAUAAUGGCAGUAGGAAGGUAAACACAUUCUAAACAAAUACAUUCCUGCAGCCAUAAGAAGGUAGAUGCAGAAAAACAGAGUAAAUCAAUCAAUCAAGCAAUCACUACAGCACCAGGCAGGUAGGUGUAAAAAAUACAGUAUAGCUAAAUAAAUCAAUCACUACAGCACUAAGCAGGUAGAUGUAGAAAAUACCCUCUAAACAAAUAAAUCAAUACAGUAAUAAACAUAUAAAUACAGGAAAAUAUCCACAACCACCCAUAUAUAACAGGAGGCAGUGGUACUCUGAUCUGUACUGACUGCGGAGCAGCAAAGAAAGAGGAAGUAGUUAGUUGGGAGAAGCCUUUUAUAGAUUCCUGAUUUUUUUUGUCUCUGGUGUUUAUCUCUCUAUGUUAAUGUGCUGCUGUGGAGUUUUAGUAAAAAGAGACUUAAGCAAAUAUGAAGCCUCCUGUCAUUAAUACAAUUAAGUGUGGCAUUCAGUUCUGCAGGGGAAAUACAUUCUAUGAUGUUUACUUGUUUAGUUAAUAUUUUUAGUUACUAUAUUAAUAUAUUUAGUUACUUUUAAUAUUGUUACUGUUAAUAUCGUAUCUUCCGCUUCCUCCUCACUACAUGAUUUUGAAGAUUUUCAUUACUAUGUGGACAAACAACGUAAAACAUUUGCUCAAUAACAAUCCAAUGUUUUCUUCUAGUGAAUUUUAAAUGCUGUAAAUGAUCUACAGAGACCCGAGACUGCAUAUCAUUAGACAGCUCUCAUGUUUCCCUUAUUACCAGUCUCUUGUCCCUUUCUUUAGGUGGGGGUUAUCAGCUGGGGAUCCAUAAGCCAUUGCAGAGGCCCCGUCAGACUCAAAACUCCAGUUCCAGAAGAUUCCCGGGACUUCCAUAUCAGUAUUUUCUCCAUGUUGCCCUGGAUAGAGGAGAUUGUGAAAGAAGAACUUAUCUACCUUCCCAACUGAAGCCCUCGAUCUCGGUCGGAGUUUCAGGAAUACAGAAGGGGGCUAUGUAACAGGGGCGGCGGAAUUGACGCUGUAAACCUUUUUUAAGUAGCUUCCAAUAACCUUGAACCUCCUAGGGUAAUAUUAGAAUUAUACAAAGUAUUCAUAGUUUAGAAAACACCUACCAAGUUAACAGGUGGAGACUCCCAUUGGCUGUAUUCUAUCUGCAUUUGAUAAAAAGUAAAAAUUAAAGUGAUUGGGCGGCAUCAUAUUAAAGUGUAAAGUUUCAUUAUUCUACCGCCACAUGGAUCUGUUUCCCUAGCGUAAAUGCUAAUAACGCACAAGAACAGGUAAAUAGCUAAUGUAAGGCUGUCAGUUAUAGCUGCAAACUGUGAAACGUUUUGCAGCUACAAUCCGCUAAUACUACAAUCCGCUAACUGAUCAGACCAUAAUAAUAAAUCAAAAAGUAUAACGAAAACAAAAACACAAACAAAUAUGGGGACCACAUUUGGAUCAGAAGAUGCCCAGUCUACUUGAUCCAGUAUAUUAUAUGUGGGCCCAGGAGAUGCCCAGUUUAUUGGGUCCAUAUAUCUAAAUGAUGGGUAUCUGCCAACCUCCUUGCUCCCAUCCUUGGUGGCUAGACUUCUCCCUGUCUCUCGUCAACCCAAAUAUUCCCCUACCUACCUCCUCU
This is a messenger RNA of Pelobates cultripes (western spadefoot toad), 30871 nucleotides long. Lineage: Eukaryota; Metazoa; Chordata; Amphibia; Anura; Pelobatidae. The record is from the annotation of a GenBank genome assembly.